Messenger RNA from Triticum aestivum (bread wheat), 3903 nucleotides. RefSeq lists its product as uncharacterized. The transcript is spliced from 5 exons. Bases 949 to 1602 code for a protein of 217 amino acids. The record is from RefSeq and is a predicted model, not a curated record. Lineage: Eukaryota; Viridiplantae; Streptophyta; Magnoliopsida; Poales; Poaceae.
AUACGUGAAUGUACGUCCAAAUCGACGUGCAUAGCAAAACAACAGCAGUAGCAAGAGCAAAUGUUUCUAUAUGUAGAUCGACUCACGUGUUUUUUGAACACCCACUUUCACUUUCACUUCAGGUGAAGCAAAACAACAAAGAUUUAUCUUAUCUGUGCAUCCCAUUCAGUCGGCUACAGCAAGAACACCAACGAUUUUAAUCUACAGCAAAACAACAGCUUCAGAGGGGCCGGGUCGCCGUCGCAUGGAGGCAGCGCCGCCGCCACUGGGUCUCCCUCGCCUGGGCCAGCGCCAGGUCGCUGGGUCGUGGACAUCGCCGUGGCCAGGGUCAUCUCGGUGGCCGUCUCGUCGCCGUUGGGUGGGGAUACCGUCGGUGCCGCCGCCAGCGCGCGCCAGAUCGCCUGGGGCAUCGCGGUCGCGUCGUGCCUCCAUCGUGGCCUCCGAGUGGCCGUCGCUAGGGGAGCGGCGUCGGCCUCCAAGUCGCAGUCCAGUCGCCGCCGCCAAGUCUCGCCCUCGCCUGGGUCGAGAUUCGUUUUUUUUUCUUGUUCGCUAAAAUUUUCACAAGACAGAACGUAAGCAGGGGGGGUUAUGUGUAAAACAAUUGUUAAGUGGAUGGUCAUAUUCCCACCUCCAAUCCCUGCUGUACGUCCUCGAUCCGAUGGGCUAGGAUGAAAAUUUUCAGUUUUUACUGAUCAAGAGUUUUCACUUGAUACUUCGCCCCUCAUCUUAGCACCCAUGCAUUGGAAGAGGUCUUAUCUUCUCCUUUCCCCAAGUGUAAACCCUAGCUACUUGUAGCCAACUCUUAAUUCAGGGUAUCCGUGAGUGGAUUGGUCGGUCAAUAUCCUGCUAUUUCCUCUGAUCUGCUGAUUGAUCCUCUAGAUCCAGCCUUUGGGCCUCUCUCCCUAACGCGUGCCCGAUCCGAUCGAUCUGCAGACUCAGAAUCGGUCGAUGGGGUCCUUCCUCUCGUCGGCUGCCGGUGCCGCGGGCGAGGUUGAUCAUGGCGCACGCGCCCACCGCUCUCCUACCAUAAAGGAGUGCACCCGCCUUAUGACAAACCAGGAGCUAGCUCGGUUAGACGGAUACGAUCCAGUAAGCUUCCAAGAACUCAUGGCCAGAGGAAAUGCUGGCCGCCCCACGUUGUUACAAGACGAGGCUGACUCCGCCGCCGUUUGUAAGCUUGUCCGCUGCGCCCUCAAACACUACAACUCCAAAAACCCGGGCGUCGACUUCGAGUAUCCCGCCGAGCUGACAACGGAGAUGAAGGCCACUGGUAUCAGUUUCAGGGAACGUUUCUGGUACCACGUCGGUUUCUUGGCGCGCCGGAGGAAUGCUGGCGCUGAUGAUGAGUUGCAACACUUCUUUGCCGAGCUACGCUUCAAUGAGUGGACCCGCAGACCAAAUGUUCAAACAUGCACCAUCUUAGAAAAGCCGUUGUGCCGCUUCAGAAGCAGGUGUGCUUUUUGUACAGAUGGGUCUAAGGUUUUGCACCCAAGUGAUACGGAAUUUGCGUGUGGAAAGGAGGGGCACGAAAAGGAAUUCUUCAACAAGAAAGAUAUGCAAGUGUGGCCGAUUGAUCCUAUGAGACAUGCAUCACAGAUGUAGGAUACUUACGGUUUUCUUAUUUGUCAUCCUUGUUGUUUAAUUUCCUGGAUCAUAAGAGAAAUAAAUUGUUGUCCGAGCUUCACCAUGCACAGGAUCCUUGCUUUUUGAGCACGAAGACGUCUAUAAAAUUUGAACAACUGGAGAACUAAAUCAAAAUGUAUGCUGUAAGCUAGCUUAUCGCAAUAAGCGGACCCUCAAAUACUCUGUUCAGGAUUAAACUUUGGCCAUUGGACAUAGGUGGCAUAUGCAAUCCAUAAGCUGACCCUCAGAUACUCUGUUCAGGAUGAAACUUCAGUGCUAUAGGCUUCUAUGCUUAGCGAUUGAAAAAUGAAAAUGGAACAGAGAUUUAAAGUAUUGGACAUCAAGUUCUUGUAUGCCUGUGUCAAACCUAUGAUAGUUGUCCUCUACCAGGUUUGCUCAAACAUCAGCAUUUCUUUACAUCGUUUCUAGUAUCAAACAUCAAUCAAGCAGGACAAAGUAUUGAACUAUAUCAACUGCAAAGCACUGGUGUAAUGAUGAAUAUGCACUUGCCAUAUUUUUAGAGUUUUCCCUUCUGCUCAAGUGGAGCAAAUACGGUGUGUUGGUUACACAUUUAAUCCAUGGUGAUGCUUUUUUUUGGUCUUAUAAAGCAUAAUCUGCUCGCAACUUGCAUUCCUUAACUGCUUAUACAUGGUAUACAAUAUGUUACUGGUGAAUGUUUGUAGGGUUGAGUUUCUAGAUUAGUGGAUAUGUUGUCCAGUGAUUUAUUUUUUAUCGACUACUAGAUUAGUGGAUAUAUUGUACAUAUUUGUGAUUCUUGUUUUGACAUGUCGACUCAGUUCAAUACUACUGGAGAUAAAUACUCGGUAUUCUUUGUGAAACAAAACAAACUUGCUUUUUAUUGUUCUGUUACUCACUGUGAAAUCUUGAAGUUAACCCCAUAGAAAUUUUGGACCGGUUUUAACUUUUAACAUCAAGUUGUGCAAUUGGUGUACUGAAAUAAUUUAAUUAUUAUCUUCUUAUCUUUUGGGCACUGACUUGACAUACCUUCUCUUUAUUGCUGAUUUGCCCAACCUUCUUGCUUUAGGUUUACACCUUCGUGUUUCUGUUACGAAUAAUUCCACUAGUGAAACAGUAGCAGAACUUGAUGAAUUGUAUUUCCCGUACCUGCAUGUCCGGAUAAUAAAGAUGCAAGGCAUGUUAAGACAUAUCAUGUUGCACUGAAGGAGAAAGGCUUUGUUGAUGGUCCGUGGUGUCAUAAUUAUUGGCUAGGAGACAGAAAAGAAAGUUUUGGAAGCCACUCUCCCACCCUCACCCCAACAAAGAAAGGAAAACCAGUUACAACUAACAGGGCACUACACCCACACAAAAGUAUGCCUGCAUGUGCAAAACAGUGUGUGCACUUACUGGAAAAGAGUUUCAACCAUCCUUUAUGUUGUUCUUUAAAAUUGAAAUUUGCAGUAAAUUAUUCAUUGCUCUUGAUAGCUGGUAAAGCUGAAUCUCCAACCUGAUGCAUCUGGUUCAUUUGUUGAAAUCCUUGGUAUGUGAAUUUUAGCUUUCCACUUUAAUUUGAAAUAUCGGCCCGUUAUGUGUUUGUAGGUCCUACUCGACCUGACGGCAGCUUACCAUUAUCAGUAUCAGUCUGCAUCUCGUUUGUCUUCAGCAAGAUGCUCUUCGGUUCCAUGCGUCUCGGUCUCGGGUCAUAUGACUGGGCUAGAAGUAAUGCGGAGACUUGAUGCCAAUACACUCGUGACCUCAGAUGGGGUCUCAUCUAGCAAAGGCAAACAUAGAUGCUGUCGUUGACGCUUCAGCCGACACCAUGGUUCUGUACCCUGAGAAAGGACGCAAUCUGCACAGAGCGUGUGAGUUUUUGUUCCGACGCAAUCUGCUCUCAGCCUUGGAUUCAGCCUGAGAAGACAAUAGUCGAAAUGACGAGCGGUAUUUUUCUGACUUAACGUGAGGAUGUAAACCUGAAACUAAAGAACAUUCGGGUGCUUACUCGCGCCCCAGGCGGAGACGACGCGCGGUAUUUGUGGCUGGAAGAGACCUCCUUUUCUUGGCAACUAAUGCUGUUCCAUGGUGUUGCAGAGCUUCUCUGUCUAUCCUUUGGGCAUUAUCGUCUGUGAAGUGAGCACAUCGCAGUGAAGCAUUGACUCUGAUCGCCUUUUGCUGCUUUUGGUGAGUUGCUGUACUCAUCCACCCUCUUCCCCAAUCAGUUAGGACACCAAGAUCAUUGCCCAAUACAAAGACAGUGAUGCAAAGUUCAAGUAGAUAUGAUGUGAGUGUGACUCUAAGAAAGUGAAAGUGACAAGAUUGAUUUCA